GUAUAUUUCAAUACAUUGUAAUUUCAGGAGUCUCCGAUGCAUACCAAGUUUCAUAUAUCAUUAUUUUCAUAAUUGCUGUUUAUAUUGCCAUUAUCAUAAUUACAUCGUUGAAGUGUUAUGUCUUUGUCUUACCAACAAUUCUUUCUCAAGAAACUAUUACAUAUGAUCAAGGAGGAAAAACAACUGUAUUGAAAUGUUAUGUUCGAUCUUAUUUACCACUUACGUCUGCUGGAUGGUGUAGACUUCUUUUGAAUAACGAAUUUGUGGACACAAAGUCAAGUUUGGAAUCGAACGGCAAAGGACUGAGGACAGUUAUUUUUGAGACAUCUGAUGAACUUCAAUACGAUAUAUACAAAUGCAAGGCUAGUAACAUAAUUGGCGCCGUGGAAAGUCUACCUGUACAGCUGAAUGAAAAAGAAAAUGACGAGCCCCUACUGUCAUCAACACAUGAAGAUAUACACACGGAUAUACAUGAACUCUUUCAAAAUGAAGAGUGUGGAAAACAUUAUUUUGCAAGAGUUAUUAUUAUUGGUAAAAAUGGAGUCGGGAAAACCAGUUUAAUGCGUAGAUUACUGUGGGGGACAAAAGACCAGUCAUCAUCUACCCAAAGUACAGAUGGUAUCGAUAUUAAGAAAUGCAAUAUCAAUAUUGAAGAUGGAAGUUGGAGCCCAUGCAAUACGAUAGAUCACGAUCUAGCCAGAUUGAUUCAACAGGUGUAUACAGAGAAGAAAGAGAAUAAAAACGAAACGACCGAACAAAAUAUUGAAGACAGCUAUUUUGGUCAAAAGAAUUCAAGCUUCAGUUCGGACGACUCAAAAGCAGACAUCCACCAGGCACUCGUUCUACAGAAGAAAAUGACAAAUGACGAACAAAUGGAAGUGAGUACAAAGUCAUGUCAAGAUAAAACAGAUCAAACAGAAGUUUUUGAAAGCAGUUUUAACGUUGGAAUUAGUAAUUUUACGGAAGAUAGUUCCGACAUGUUUGACACAUCUGUCGAUAAAAUAAAAGAGGAAAAUACAAAUAAUUUUAUCGACGAAAGUAAAGAAAACGGAAACACGAUGAACGAUGGGAAGGAAAGAGUGAGAACAAAUAAAUUCAAAAGGUUUGAAAACAAUCCAAUGAAAAGCAAUGAAGUUGAAAAUGAAAGAGAUAUACAAAGUGAGGAGAAUAUUGCCCAAAUGACUAAUUCCAUCAUGCAGUCAUGUGUUCAUCGGAAUGCAAAUGAUUCGCAUGAUAUGUCGGCGUUCUGUGCAUUGUGGGAUUUUGCUGGUCAGAAAGAUUUCUAUGCUACACAUCAAGUCUUUCUGUCAAAGUGUGCAGUUUUUCUUCUAGUGACAGACAGUUUAGAGUCUAGUUGUGCUGAAAAAUUAUGGAUUGAUUUCCAAGACACAGCACAGUAUGUCAGAUUCUGGUUUGACGCGAUUCAUUGUUACUGGUCAACGACAAAGGAAAACAGAUUAGAUCCUCCAAUAAUUGUUGUAUGUACAAAUGAAGACAAAAUAAAGGACCCACACAAACGUGCAAAGCGUCAAGACAAAUUCAAAAAGAAUUUAAGCAAGAUUCUGAAAGAACAGCAAAAAGAACAUUUGAGAAACAUUCAUUUUGUUUCGAAUAUUGAAAAUGACGACCUUGUGUUUGAAGAGAUACGUAAAGAAAUAUCUAGCCUUGCUAUGACUAUGAAAGAUUGGGGUAGAGACUGUCCACUUAAAUGGCUUUUAUUUCAACAAGUUAUAGAAAGGUUGAAAAACAGUCAAGUGCCAAUUGCUACAACUGCGAAUUUACUUACAAUUGCAAAACAUGACAGCAUUGGCAUACACAAUGAUGAUGAAUUUAAACGAUGCUUGCAAUACUUUAAUGACAUCGGAACUGUUAUUUACUUUGAUGCGGAAAAUUUAAAAGAUCAUGUUAUUUUGGACUCAAAAUGGCUGAUUGAUGCUUUUAGAUGUCUAGUAUCUGAUAAAAUAGAAUUUUCUAUCGAACUUUCAAAUGACUGGCAAACACUAAGAGAAACUGGGGAACUGACUUCCGUAAUAAUACGUCUGUUGUUCCGGAAAGAACCAAAAUUGAAGUUUUUGGAGAACGAAAAACAUUUAGUUGAAGUUAUGAAACGGUUCGAUAUUAUUGUGAAGCUAUUGGAUUCAAACGCAUUAUACAUGCCAUGCAUGAUGGACUCCUGCUCUUUUAACAAAGUUAAGAAAAAGUUAAUGAACAAAAAUCAAACCGUUAACAUUACUAGUUGGUUAUGCUUAGAGUUUGAGUUUCUUCCUCCAGCUUUUUUUAAUCACAUUAUUGCGUGGUACAUUAAACAUUAUCAUGUGAGUGCUAUACAUGAACAGGAAACUCGUACUAACAGGAAGGCAUUGUAUCGUCAGAUUGGUGUAUUUGAUUUAGACAUUUCUCGUUGUCAACAACUAGUGGUUUGUGAGGGACCAAAUGUUGUUGCCCUUCAGAUACACCAGAAGAUUCAACAUAGUGACCAUCAGCAUGAGGGCGGUAGAUACCAGAUAAACAUACAUACAUUUGUAGAUACCAAAUGUGGAAAAUUACUGAACGUGAUGAACAAACUGGAACAUGGCUAUGAACCAGAGGUUUUCUAA
Molecule: messenger RNA, 2597 nt
Organism: Mytilus trossulus (common blue mussel)
Lineage: Eukaryota; Metazoa; Mollusca; Bivalvia; Mytilida; Mytilidae
Product: probable serine/threonine-protein kinase roco6
Exons: 8
Coding region: 561-2597 (678 amino acids)
Source: RefSeq, a predicted model, not a curated record